UUCCAUUUAUAUUUAUAUCAGAUCGGCAAGAAUGUAAUAAGAUUAUUCAAGAGACACCUAUGGCUUUUUUGAUGGUAAUGGCUAAUGGCUAUCUAUUCAAAAAUUUCAAGGCCUCACCGUCGCAAAAACAACGGCUCAUUUUAAAAAACACUCAAAAUUCUUCUCCCCUUUCCCCCCUUGAAAAGGGUCGAUCCUACUCGACAUUCAUCCUAGAAAGUAUAAGUAUUCUCUUUUCCAAUUUUUCCGGGUUUCCUUUUGCCCUUCUCCCCUUUUUUCCCCUCCUUUUUGGGGGGCCAGGUUAUUUUUGAUUUGAUUUGUUUGAAUGGCUGAGAAAGCUACCCGACAAGGUGGAAGUAUCUCCC
Molecule: messenger RNA, 362 nt
Organism: Amorphotheca resinae ATCC 22711
Lineage: Eukaryota; Fungi; Ascomycota; Leotiomycetes; Helotiales; Amorphothecaceae
Exons: 1
Coding region: 60-308 (82 amino acids)
Source: RefSeq, a predicted model, not a curated record